Messenger RNA from Haliotis rubra (blacklip abalone), 5433 nucleotides. Its product is annotated as receptor-type tyrosine-protein phosphatase kappa-like. Gene Ontology annotation, biological process: protein dephosphorylation. The coding region runs from base 1 to 2634 and encodes 877 amino acids. The transcript has 20 exons. Gene Ontology annotation, molecular function: protein tyrosine phosphatase activity. The record is from RefSeq and is a predicted model, not a curated record. NCBI's taxonomy places the organism in Eukaryota, Metazoa, Mollusca, Gastropoda, Lepetellida, Haliotidae.
AUGGGUGCACAGCUGGACAUUAUGGUGAGAUAUGUUACCCGAAACUGCAGUAAAACAUGUAAUGGUCAUAUCUGUGAGCAGAACUCAGGAAGAUGCAACUAUGGGUGUCAGAAAGGUAGACAUGGGAACUUCUGCGACCGGAACUGUAGUUUAAAUUGUAGAGAAUCAAAUGACAGACAGUGUAUUCAGGUUGAUGGUUCCUGUAAUUUAGGCUGUCUGAAAGGCUGGUAUGGAUCCCACUGCACCAAAACCUGCUCAGAUGGAUGUUAUGAAGGAGACUGUGACCAGAGCUCAGGGCUGUGUGUGCAAGGUUGUGAGAAGGGCUUCAUGGGUGGCACAUGUGACACAGCAUGUCCGUAUGGUCGCUAUGGUUACAACUGCAGUGGGACAUGUGGUUAUUGUAGAGGCAAUGCAUCCUGUGACAGUAUCCAUGGCAACUGUUCUAUGGGAUGUGCAGAUGGUUAUGGAGGCAGCUUCUGCUCUGAUAGAAUGAUAAUCGCUCCAUCACCUGGUCCAAAAAGUGCUGGACCAGAUGCCCUGACCAUCAUCCUGGCCGUUGUGGCCAUCUUGCUGAUAGCAGUCCUCCUCGUUAUAGCUUUCUUAGUCUACAAAAGACGUGUUGUCCAGUCCAAGAACAAAAGGAAAUCUGACUACCAGCAGUUGCCAUUGUCUCCCAAUAUUGUUGCCAAUCCAUCAUACUGUCACUCUCCAGGAGCUCCCAGCAAGGCUCUGCGUGCUACAUUCAAGAAGAAUGGAGUUGCAGGCAGCCAGAAUGGCCAUGUGGCAGUGGCAGAUGUUCAUGUGGAUGAAGAUGACACAGAGAACCCAUACUACAACCUUGUCUCAAAGAACUCUGCUACCAUGGUGAAGGCAAGUGAUCUGUGGAGCCACAUUCAACAGCUGAAAAUGGAAGGAGGGUAUCAGGAACAGUACGAUAAACUACCAACUGGGCUGCUCCUUCCUUGUGACGUUGCAAUGUCUCCAGAACACAGGAGCAAAAACAGAUACAAGAACAUCUGUGCAUUCGACAGAACAAGAGUGAUCCUAGACCCAGAUAAUGAUGACCCCUAUUCGGACUACAUCAAUGCCAGCUAUGUUGGGGGAUACAAGAAACCUAAACAGUUUGUGGCCUCACAAGGACCCGUUGAUGCCAUCGUUAACGACUUCUGGAGGAUGAUCUGGCAACUGAAUACCAGCAAAAUUGUCAUGUUAACAAACAUCGUCGAGGAGGGAAGAAUGAAGUGUGUGAUGUACUGGCCGGAAUACAGUGCAGGUCCAGUGCAGUACGGCAACAUGGUGAUUGAGUGCACCACAGAGGAAGUGCUUGCCCAUUACACCAUCAGGACACUCAAGAUCUGCAAGGUCAAACCGAGCAAAAACAAGUCUUCCAGUGUCCGGAUAGUGAAACACUUCCACUUCACCUCAUGGCCUGACAAGGGGGUACCAACAGAUGUGGCUUCUCUAGUGGAGUUCUACUUCAAAGUCAAGAAUACCCCAACACACGGACAGGGGCCCAUGGUUGUGCAUUGCAGUGCUGGUAUUGGUAGAACAGGAACGUUCCUGGCACUGUCCUACCUGUUUGAAGAGGCCAAGUCAUCCAACACAGUAGAUCCCUACAGCUGUGUCAAGAGGAUGAGGCACGAGAGAGUCAACAUGGUGCAGACACUGGAACAAUACGAGUUCCUCCACAAUGCGCUCAUUGAGGCCCUGAUGGCUGGGGGAACAACUGUCUCUACAUCAGACUUUAAAACCAGCUAUGACAACCUCCUACAGGACAACCCAGAAACAGGAGUCUCCAGGCUCAGAGAACAGUUUGAGACUCUCAAUCUGAUGAGCCCUCCCUACAGACUGGAGGAGUACCAAACAGCCAUGCUGCCAGAAAAUGCUAGCAAGAACAGGUUCCAAGAGAUCGUUGCAUCGGACUACUAUCGGCCAUUCCUGUCAACACCCAUCCAUGGAAGGACGGAUUACAUCAAUGCAGUGUUCUUACCAGCCUACAAACAGAAGCGGGCCUUCCUGCUGACCCAGAUGCCAAUGAAGGAUACUGUGAUUGACUUCUGGAGGUUGAUGUUUGAGACUUACUCCCAGACUAUUGUCAUGCUCAAUGAUGAUAACGAAGAUCAGUCGACUGUCGGCUUCUACUGGCCCCAGAAGAACCAAAGGAAGCAGGUGUAUGGGCCGUACUUGGUGGAGGUGGAUGAGGAUGAGGAAUAUGAAUGUUACAGAGUCAUCACCUUGAAAGUCAACAAGAGUAACAGAGAUGGAGAGAAUGGUACCCCACGUGUGAUCAAGCUGUUCAAGUGCAACUUCUGGAGGCAUGAACAGGUUAUUCCAUACUCUGACUUCCCCAUGUUUGCUGUCAUUGAAGCUGUGGUGCUGUGGCAGCAGAAGACAGAGCAUGAACAAGUCACAGUACACUGCAUGGAUGGUGUUACAAGGUCUGGGCUGUUCUGUGUGCUGUCAGCCAUCUUGGAGAGACUGAAGAUUGAGCAGGAUGUCAGUAUCCUGCAGACCAUUAACCAGAUGAGAGUGUGUCGACCACAACUCGUCCAAGACUACAACCAGUUCAAGUUCUGCUAUGAUGCAGUACGAGAUUACCUGGAGAAUUUCUCAACUUACUCCAACUUUACCUGAAGGCUUUACCAGAAGCAUCAAUGAUGAUUUCUAUGACUGGUGCCAUGAUGACUGUACACUUCAUGGUGUAUGUUGUCUGCAUUUGUGUAAUACUGUUUAACCAGGAUUUGUGCCAAUUGUUUUGUUACUAUGUACUGUUUUUGUUUAUCAUUUUGUUAAUGUACUAGUAGUUGAUAUUGUGCCAUAGUAAUGUAUUUCUUUCCAUUAAUGUCUUCGAAAUAAUUAUUUACCUGAUGUAUAUGUAUACUUAUAAACAAAGUUAUUGUCGAUUCUACAAGGCAAGAGUACAUUUUCUUGCUGUCAUGUUAAUACUUUAUAGUGAAAUUUUGUAGAUCUCACAUUUCACUUGUUAUUGUCAUCACAGGUUGUUUUGUUCUUGUUGACAUAGUUACUAGUGUGGUUUGUACAACUUAUUGAAAUUACUAGGACAAGGGUUUUACAAAUUUUGCCAUGUUAGUGUAUAUAUGGUGGUUUCUGAAGACAUGUUUAAUGAUGCAAAAAAGGUUGUGUUGUAACAGUUAAAGGACAAGGUGGGAUAAGAUAUCAAUAAUUUAAGUUGUCAGGAAAACCUUUACAAAUUAUGAAAGCUUCUUUUAAUCUAAUGUGUUCAUAUGAAUGAAAAAUAGUCCAUGUUCAUUUGGACAGUUGCCUCUUUGGAACUAAUAGUACCACUGCUGGCAUAGUUUGAACCCAAAUGUGUUUUUACCGCUGAUUUUAGGGCUUUUGGGAGGUUUUCUUCUGAUAUCUGACACGAGCAAGUCUUUGAUACAAGCUGAAUUCUACACGAAUGAACAUUAAAAUAUUAUGAACAUAUGAUAUAAAAAAUCAUCUUGUGUCACUAUACUUACAAUUUCUUUUGAAGUAAAAACAGUUGUCCUUUUCACUCACUUUAUCCAUACUUAUAUAUUGUUGAGUCAAAAGUCCAAAACUUGUGAUUGUAAGGACAAGAGACAAUCUCUCAGCUAGAUAACAUGUCUGAUUAUUUUCUAUUUUCAUACCAGUAUCUCAAAGUGUUCCUCGUCAAAAUUUUAUGUUUCUAGUGGACUAAAUAGGCCCCUCACCCCUACCUUUGUGCUAAAAAUCUUUUAUUGUGCUGCCUUGCGUAAGGUUUUAAGAUUAGUCAAAGUAUAGACUUGGAUUAAGGCAAUGAGGAAGUGUGAAAUAGAUAUCAAGUAAGUUACACAUACCUAGAUGUUUCUGCUGUGUGGGGCUCAUCAUCUUAAGAUCCACCCCUCAGGAUACUGAAAUAAUUCCACUACAUCAUCAUAAUGACUGGUUAGUGACAAUGCAGUAAGUGUAUUGGCAUAGGACCAACAUAAGGCGAAUGUUUUUCAUCUUGUUUUGAAUCAUUUCCAGUUCAUUGUUACAAAGACUAGUCACCCAUAUUCUUACAGUUAGCUCCGGGUAGUAACAUUGCAUACAAAUAUUUUCAGUGAAGAAUCACUGGCCUUGGACCAAACUUACUAAAUAUUUUUUUAAACCUUACCCAGUUUCAAUGUUUGAUAUGUGCCAUGUAGACCAAGAAGAGAAUUUAUUAUUGAAGAAAAUUUUAUUCCUACACACUGUGCCUUUUCAGGUAGUCCUGGGUACUUUCACAUUACUGUUUCUGUUUUGUUUACAUGUGAUCUAGUUUGGAAGACUUACACACGUAUGUAUACACAGUAAUAGACAGUGAUACAAGUAUGACAAUCAUGUAAACAAGGACUAAUUCAGCAUUUGUUAUUUAUGUACUCUGGCCUGGCAAAUUGAUUUGAAUAUGUUUUCAAACGUUUCAUGAUACACAUUAUUUAUCUUUCUAUCUAUCAUUUUAGCUCAGUAUUUUGUGAAUAAUUUUAGGCCAUGAAGUUCAGUGUAUUUUUAUUAUGUUGAUUUGGAAAACUAGUACCCAGUUAUCUUCUCAUCAGUAAGAUCAAGUCCUAACUGCAGUUUACAAAACACUGUAUGAUUUUAGUCAGUUGUGACUGGUACUCUGUUGUUUAAAGAAUUACUAGACACUUCCAGCAACAAUAUGUUGAGUUCUAUUUUACACCAGGGCUCAUGAAUCAGCCAAUGACUAUAUCGUGAAAACAUCAUUCCCUUUCUUCUGGACAGUUCCUUGUUGGGAUGUUUAUUUGUAUCUAUCAAGAAAUGUGUUAAUCAAGGUGCAGCCUCUGGGAACGGUAUGAUGUUGUUUAGCAAUGUUCAACUGUAUAACAAUGAGUACAUAGUUAUUGACAGGUCAGGUUGACAUUCAGUGAAGCAUGAGUACCUUGGAUGUGGAGGAAUACGAUGUUUACAAAUAUAAAGGCUUUGAUAGUUUGUUUGUUUUUCUAUGUACGGUAAACAAUGAUACACAAAGGUCUAUUUUCUAUCUUUUGAUGAAAUUAGUGUGUUGGAAUUUGAAGUCAAUGUGUUCAUAAUAAUCAUGAAAGCAUAAUAGAUCCUUUAUAUUCAAGGGGCUUUUUUUCAUCUCUACAGAAAUAUUAUUGUAUAGUAUAUCAUGGAGACAGUGUGUAAUAUAAUGUCACAGGAGAUGAUGUGGUUUUGAAGCUGAUUAAGAACAUUAUUGUAAAUAGCUGCGGUUAGCCAUGAACUAAUCCACUCAUAGCUUGUGUAUGUCUGUUUUAUUACUUGCUACAUAAUGUUUGAUGGAGCUAACAAAUAUUAUGUGGCAGAAUCAUGCCAUAAUUUGUAGUUGAUAUUUUCUGCCAGUUCCCCAGAAAAAUAACCUGAAGUCAACUUGUGCCAAGCUGUAGUACAAUCUGAAUUUUAUUUUGUUUUUGAUUUUUGGACCACAUCAUUUUCACCUUCAUCAUAAUU